This is a messenger RNA of Clarias gariepinus (North African catfish), 3557 nucleotides long. RefSeq names its product heterogeneous nuclear ribonucleoprotein U-like 1 like (gene hnrnpul1l). The record is from RefSeq and is a predicted model, not a curated record. Bases 142 to 2799 code for a protein of 885 amino acids. The transcript has 16 exons. Gene Ontology annotation, molecular function: protein binding. NCBI's taxonomy places the organism in Eukaryota, Metazoa, Chordata, Actinopteri, Siluriformes, Clariidae.
GGAAGUAGCGCAGUUCUGUAGGCUUCGGUCAGCCUCCAUCUUGUGUAUACCGCAGCUACUAAAAAAAACCCCACACAUAUAUACAUAUACAAGGGUGACUGGUUUCCGUUUAGCGGGACUCGUGAGUGAGCGUACAACAACAUGAGCACGCUGAACGUGAAAAAGCUCAAAGUGAAUGAGCUGAAAGAGGAGCUACAGCGUCGCGGCUUGGACACUCGGGGUCUGAAGGCGGACUUAGCGGACAGACUGCAGGCGGCGCUGGACGCAGAGGCUGCUGGAGCAGCAGCAGAAGAAGAAGAGGACCAAGACUUGGGGAAAGAGGAGGGUGCGGGUGGAGAAUAUGCUGGUGAUGCAUCAGACAACGGUGGAUCUGACGUGCCUCAGUAUGACGAUGGAAACGAUGUCUGCCCGAACCAGGAAAAGGAGGAAAACAACGAGGAAGAUGACAGUAACGAGAACGGUGCUGCUGAUUUUGAAUCAACCGACUUCACCUCAGACGAGGUGGACCCACAAAAGCAAGGCUUCGGUGAGGAGAUGCAGCAAGGAUUGGACGAUGAGCAAGAACCCGGGUGGGGCUUCGAAGAGCCUGCCGAUAGCCAGGGCUCUGAGGAUCCUGAGGUAAAGCAGGAGUACGAGGAGCCGGCUGUAGAACAGGAGCAGUUUGAGGAAGCACAGGAGCAGCCAGAAGUCAAACAGCCAAAAGCAGAACAGUCUCAGGAGGAGGUGACAAGUGUUAAAGUGGAGUCAAAGAAGGAGAACGACGUGCCACAGCAGGACGAGGCAGCAAAUGAUGGGACUCAUGUGGCAGGUGACCACGCAGCACAGGUUAAAGCAGAAGAUGAGCAACAGACUUCACAAAGCCGCAAAAGACCCUACGACGACGGCCGUGGAUACGGAUACUAUGAGCACCGUGAAGACAGAAGGGGACGGUCGCCACAGCCCCCGGCCGAGGAAGAUGAAGAAGACUUUGAUGAAAACCUUGUGGCUAUAGACACCUAUAACUGUGACCUGCAUUUUAAGGUUUCUCGAGACCGGUACAGUGGAUACCCGCUUACCAUCGAGGGGUUUGCGUACUUGUGGGCAGGUGCCCGAGCUACUUACGGUGUUUCCAAAGGACGUAUAUGCUAUGAAAUGAAGAUUAACGAGGAGAUCGCUGUAAAGCACCUCCCCUCCAGUGAGCCGGAUCCCCAUGUGGUGAGAAUCGGCUGGUCUUUGGACUCCUGUAGCACCCAGCUUGGAGAGGAACCCUUCUCCUAUGGCUACGGUGGAACUGGCAAGAAAUCCUCUGACUGUAAAUUUGAGGACUAUGGAGAGAGGUUUGGUGAAAAUGAUGUCAUUGGCUGCUUCCUUGACUUUGAGAGCGAAGAGCAAGUGGAGAUGGCGUUCUCCAAAAACGGCAAGUGGCUCGGGCCAUGCUACCGCAUAUCCCGUCAGGAGCUAGCUGAUCGUCCUCUCUUUCCGCAUAUCCUGGUGAAGAACUGCGGCAUAGAGUUUAACUUCGGACAGAAGGAGGAACCAUAUUUCCCACCACCUGAGGGUUACACGUUUAUUCAGGAUCUGGCCCUGGAAGACAGAAGCAGGGGAACAGUCGGGCCAGCUACUAAAGCAGAGUGCGAGAUCCUAAUGAUGGUAGGACUACCUGGCAGUGGAAAGACCACAUGGGCCAGUAAGCACUCCUUGGAGAACCCUGAGAAGAAGUUUAAUAUUCUGGGUACCAAUGCCAUAAUGGAGAAAAUGAAGGUGAUGGGACUCCGUCGCCAGAGGAACUACGCUGGGCGCUGGGACGUUCUCAUCUCGCAGGCCACACAGUGCCUCAACCGUCUCAUCCAGAUCGCCGCUCGCAAGAAACGCAACUACAUCCUGGACCAGACAAAUGUAUAUGGAUCAGCCCAGAGACGAAAAAUGCGUCCUUUUGAAGGGUUUCAACGCAAGGCUAUUGUAAUUUGUCCCACGGAUGAGGAUUUAAAAGAUCGAACAUUAAAGCGAACUGAUGAGGAAGGGAAGGAUGUACCCGAUCAUGCUGUGUUAGAAAUGAAAGCCAACUACGUGCUGCCCGAUGCCGGCGAGUUCUUGGAUGAGGUGAUCUUCAUAGAGCUGCAGCGUGAGGAGGCCGACACACUCAUCAAGCAGUACAAUGAGGAAGGCCGGAAGGCUGGCCCGCCACCUGACAAGCGCUUUGAUAACCGCCCCGGAGGCUUCCGCGGCCGUGGAUUCCAGCGCUAUGAGCAUCAGGGUGCACCGCAGGGAAACCGAGGCUCGUUCCAAAAUCGUGGCAGCUCUGGUGGAGGUGGCUACCGUGGAGCCUACAACCGUGGCGGGUACAACCAGAACCGCUGGGGCAACAACUACAGAGAUUCAGGGCCCCGGGGUGGCUAUAACCGCAACCAACAAUCAGGAAGCAGCUACAACCACAACCGCCAGGGCUCCUACAACAAAGGAGGCAGCGGUAGCUACAGUCAGUCCCAGCCUCAGAGCUACAGUCAAGGUUACACCCAAAGUUACAACCCAGGCAGCUACAGCCAGGGAUACAACUACGGCAACUACAGCCAGUACCCAGGUUACAAUCAGGGCUAUAGCCAGACGCCUGCAGCCACGAGUCAGACGUACAAUCAGCAGCAGCAGCAACAGCAGCAGCAGCAGCAGCAGCCGCAGCCUCAGCAACAGCAGCAGAGCUACAACCAGCAGUACCAGCAGUACGCUCAGCAGUGGCAGCAGUAUUACCAGAACCAGAGUCAAUGGAAUCAGUACUACAACCAGUACGGAAAUUACGGCAACUACCAGGGCUCGCAGCAGCAGUAGCCAUAUCCCCCUGUGGCUUUUCUGUAUCAUUCCAUAAGCUCUAUUCUUCAGCUUAUUUUUUUAAUUUAGUGUCCUUCCCGUUCAGCGAGGCUUCCUUUUCUCGCAGACUGCUCCACCAUCCUAAAAGUUUGCUUUUAACUCUCUAACCGCCUCAGUUUUUAAAAGUAGCUAAAUUUAUUUUGCUUUCCGUUAUUGCAUCUCAGUUUCGGAGGCUCUAGUCAGCUUUGCUUUUGAACCUUUUUCUAACGCAACAUUGAUGCGUUUAUAAGUAGCAAUGCAUCAUUUAGUUUGCUUCAAAUCCUGCACGCACAGAUUCAUGCUUAAAUGCUUCAUAGUGGGGACGCGUAUAAUUUUGAAUUGAGGGUUGUAUGUCAAACAUUUGCAUUGUUUGUCUUCUAAUCAUAUUUUUUAAGAAAACAAAUAAUUCCAGUUUCAAAAUAUUUAACUACAUUUAUGGCUUUCAAAACACAAUUGUAUCUAAUACAGGUAAAAAAAAUAAAUAAAAAAGCCCUAAUUUUUCAUAUCUUAGAAUAAAUCAUAACCAGUAAUGGACACCUGUGGAGUUUGACAGCGUAAAAGUUUUAUACCAUUCUUACAUGUCUAGUUUCAUGUUUUUUCUCCUUCAAUCUACAAUUUAGUGAGCACUAUGUGGUUGUAAGUUUUUAUACCUUGUAACAUGUUUGUAAAACUGUAUUGGCAUGUUGAUUUCUUUUUGUUGCUCAUUUUUUUGUAUUUGAGAAUAUAAUAUGAAACAAAAA